Messenger RNA from Populus trichocarpa (black cottonwood), 1832 nucleotides. Its product is annotated as heavy metal-associated isoprenylated plant protein 32. Gene Ontology annotation, molecular function: metal ion binding. The coding region runs from base 465 to 1352 and encodes 295 amino acids. The record is from RefSeq and is a predicted model, not a curated record. The transcript is spliced from 3 exons. Lineage: Eukaryota; Viridiplantae; Streptophyta; Magnoliopsida; Malpighiales; Salicaceae.
CUUGAUCUUGCUGGAAUUUGAUUCGCGAGAAACUAAUAAAAGAGUUGAACGUUGUCCAGCUUUCCAGGCAUGAAAAAUUAUCAUUGAAGGCUUUCAUCAUUCUAAUGAAAGAUUUGGCAGGAGGCAUUCAUCUUCAUAGAAAAAUUUAGAGGAAUUUUUUAUUUUUUAUGUCAAACAUAUCUUAUUAGUUAACGUAUUACAUGUCUGCACUACAAUAUUUGUGCAAUCCAGCAUCAUGAACGCAUAUAGCUGCACCAUAAUCACUCGCAUGACACUGAUUCUGUAUUUAUUUCUACAUUUAAAUAAAGAUCGUUAUAUGCAAAUAAAUGUCACUGCGUCCCCCCUGGUUUUUCAAGGCUUCUCUAUCAGCCUUCUGAACAAAGAAUAAAACGCACUCUCUGGGGGCGACGGGACAAGUAACUAACUCGCAACUUUUGUCUGUUAAGGACUACAGAAAAUUUCCUAUGGAACGUGAGCCGUUUGCUCCUUCAGUUGCUCCUCAGACAUGUGUCCUGAAAAUGAAUUUUGCAUGUGGAAAUUGCCACAAGAAGAUCAGGAAACAAUUGCAGAAAACUCAAGGUGUGCACUCCAUCCACAUAGAUGCGAAUGAGGGGAAGGUGACAGUCUCAAGUACAGUAGACCCUCAUGUACUUAUAGAAGAGUUUGCAAAGAUUGGGAAGAAAGCACAUCUUCUAUGGGAACCAAGACCUCUCUUGAUGAACCAAAACAAUGCUGAUAACAGAGGUAAGAGAGUUCAAGAUGCACCUUUUAUUGCUCAACAAAAUGGAAUCGAUCUCGAUCAGCUGGCUCAACUGCAAAAAUUCGCUGAGAAUAAAAGCUUGAAACUUUUGGAGCUAAACCAAACCAACAACAUAAAGAUGACCUUCAGUGACAACGGUGUUAUCAGUCAUAGUGAUCAUGCCACAGACAUCAAUACAAACAAUUUGCACGAGCUUAAAGGGAGUAAUGGAGCUAUGAAUGGGCACAACCCACCACCUAUGAAUACAUUUGGUCAAGGCCAAUAUGGUAAUAUCGGUGGUGCGAGCAGCAGCAGAGGUCCUGCUCCCUCUGGUAAUGGUAGUGGUGGAUGUGAUCCCACAACGAAAAAUGUACCUCCUUGUUGCCACGCUUUUGAGUUCAGCUGUGGCGGCAAUAGAUGGGGUGAGGAGAAGGCUCAAAGGCCUCUACUGCCACCCAACUGUGAUCCUACUGGUCCCAUGCCAACAUACAACCAUGGUCCUUACGGCGCAACACCACCAAAUCACUAUGCUCCUCAUGGAUCGCAACCGGUGAAUAUCCUACACGCAGAUGUAAACUGUGGUGGGGGUCAUAAAACUUGCCGGGUGAUGUGAGCUACAGCUUGUGCUGCAGGCUAUGAUUAGGUUAACGAAUAAUAAACCAUGUUCUGUUGUUGCAAAUCCACACGUGAACUUGGCAUUCACGUUAUCAGCAGGCAGGGAGUGCCAGGCUGCUCUGCUACCCCUGUCUUCAGCUGUCUCCUCUAACAUGGUCAUGGAUGGGCUGGAUGAGGCCCGAAUCAAAGCGGGUUUGAACCAAGUGGAUGAGCCCCUUUGUGGCCCAAUGUCUUCUGUACCUUUAUGGCCCAACAUUCUUUGCCCAUAGAGUUUUUAGUAAUUUUCACUACUGCUUUGUUCGAUAGAAAGAGAGGGAAGCGCGCAAAAAACCAAACUUGUUUUGUUGUGUAUACUUUUCAGCGAUUUUUUUUAAGAUUCCGUCUUUUAACUAAAAUAAGAGGGAGGCAGUAAAAGAUAUUUUCCAGGUUUAGUUCGACCGUGUCAGAAAACGAGAUGGCGACAGAUCGAUGAAAGGUC